GUUUUAUUGCCUCUAAUAAAUUAAGCACAUUUUUUACAGCGUUCGCAAGAUGUUGUGUAAUAGUGCAAUCAUAUGUGUGUUAUUUGUUUUAUCUGUAAACAGUGCAGACCCAGUGGGGCAUCUACAGCCCCUUGGGUCCCACAUGGACCCCCUGCCCAUUGAAGUUCUGGAUACCAUGCCAAACCCCAUUGAUUUCUUUGAUAACUACGUCCAAAAAUCGAAGCCCGUUUUGUUCCGAGGUGCUGCGUUUAAAUUUCCUUCAUUUGAAAGUUGGAGGAGCGACGAUUACCUUUCGAAGAAAUAUGGGAACUGGAAGAUCGUUGCUGAGGAGGGGAAGAAAGAGGAUAGAGAUCUUGGAACAAUGGACAUGACAUUUAAAAAGUUUCUGCAAAUUUACAAAAAAACAGACAUUUAUCUUGUACAGGACGUUCUCCCUCCAAACCCUAUGACAACUGAAGUAUAUCUUCCAAAGUGUCUUUUAUGUGGUGGCUUUACUGAUUAUUUAAACACGAUGGUGAUGUGGUUUUCAUCUGGAGGGACAAAGUCUGUAUUACACAACGAUGGGUUCGAAAAUAUCAACUGUUUGUACGAUGGAUCAAAAGAACUGGUUAUGAUAGACAAGAAAUACAAAGACAUGGUACCAAUGGACAAAAAUGGUUAUAGUGGCUCCGAUGUGGAAAAGGUUGAUAUGUACAAAUAUCCUACAUUGGGAAAGGUUCCUUGGCACCUCGCAAAGAUGGAAAGUGGAGAUUGCUUCUACAUUCCGUAUCAAUGGUUCCACCAUGUGAACUCAAGCACGACCCGAAAUCUGGCGAUAAACAUUUGGUGGUCACAGUUAUACGAUCUACCACAGCGUGAGCAAUGCAUGGAGAAGUUGGACACUUUGCCUGACGCUGAACAACUCUUUAAAUAUAAAAUAGCACCUGGUAUUGAAAUGAGCAGGAACGUGCUGUUUGAAUCGUUUGACGAGGAAACAAAAACAACAACAAAAUCAAACUUUGUCAAACAGUUUGUUAAGAAUGUACUUGAUGGUUCUGAAGAAAUGAAUGAAGCCGCAGAAGCAGAAGCCAAAACUAUAGUUGAAGCUUUCUUUGACAAUGCAGACACCGAUAAAGAUGGAGUUUUAACAGUUGCUGAAGCAUUUGCUGUCAGUAGUGCUGAAUUGAAAGAGAUUCUAGGUGACAAAGGUCAAGAAUUUUUUGAAGAAGGCCAGUACGGUGGUGUUGGACCCACUGAAGAAAAUGCGAAAGAAGAACUUUAAUGCAAAAGAAAAUGAACUCUUUUUCAUGAUUCUACUUGAGCCAAAUCAUUUGUAUUUUGUAUUUUUGUUGUGAACUGAUACAAAAGAUGCCAUGUGAGAUUACCGCCAUUUGAGAUUAAUAAAUGCUGAGAUAAUGACA
Ciona intestinalis (vase tunicate) is the source of this 1400-nucleotide messenger RNA. The record is from RefSeq and is a predicted model, not a curated record. Lineage: Eukaryota; Metazoa; Chordata; Ascidiacea; Phlebobranchia; Cionidae.